AUUUACGCCGGCUGCCGGAAUCGAUUAGCUUUCCGAACGAGGAGGAAAAGGUGUUCGCCUACUGGAAGCAGGAAAAGGUGUUUGAGGCCUGCCUGAAACAGUCCAAAGGGAAGCCGAGGUACACCUUCUACGAUGGGCCUCCUUUUGCAACCGGACUGCCUCACUACGGUCACAUCUUGGCCGGCACGGUAAAGGACAUCGUCACCCGGUAUGCGCACCAGCAGGGUUAUCAUGUGGAACGUCGGUUCGGCUGGGAUUGUCACGGGCUGCCGGUUGAGUAUGAAAUCGACAAAACGCUGAAUAUCCGCGGUCCGGAGGAUGUGGCCCGGAUGGGCAUCAAGGCGUACAACAACGAGUGCCGGAAGAUUGUGAUGCGCUACGCCGACGAGUGGGAACAGAUAAUCGGUCGGAUGGGACGAUGGAUCGACUUCAAGAACGAUUACAAGACCCUCUAUCCGUGGUACAUGGAAUCGAUCUGGUGGGUGUUCAAGCAGCUGUACGUGAAAGGGCUGGUCUACCAGGGUGUUAAGGUGAUGCCGUAUUCGACGGCCUGUACGACGGCGCUGUCGAACUUUGAGUCGGGUCAGAACUACAAGGAAGUUACCGAUCCGGCCGUGUUUGUGUCGUUCCCGGUUGUGGGUGAUAAGGAUAAUGCCGCCCUGAUUGGCUGGACGACCACCCCGUGGACCUUGCCCUCGAACAUGGCAUGCUGCGUACAUCCGGAGCUGAUCUACGCCCGCGUGAAAGAACUGAAAACCGGCAAAGUGUACAUCAUGAUGGAGUGCCGCAUUGAGUCGCUGUUCAAGGGUCCGGAGAACUAUGAAGUAUUGGAUCGUUUCCCCGGAAAGAAGUUGGCCGGUUUGAAGUACGAACCCCUGUUCAAUUACUUCAGCAAGUACGAAAAGGUGGCUUUCCGUGUGCUGUUGGACGGUUACGUAACGGAAGAAUCCGGUACCGGAGUGGUACACCAGGCUCCGUACUUUGGCGAGGACGAUUACCGCGUCUGUUUGGCCAAUGGAGUGAUUACGCGCGAUCAGGAGAUCGUCUGCCCGGUUGAUCCGAGUGGAAAGUUUAUGGACCCGGUUGAGGAUUUCAAGGGGCAGUAUGUGAAGGAUGCCGACAAGCACAUCAUCAAGUUGCUCAAAGAAAGGGGACGAUUGGUGUUUAGCAGCCAGGUUAAGCACAACUAUCCGUUCUGUUGGCGAUCGGACACCCCGUUGAUCUACAAGGCCGUCCCGUCGUGGUUUGUCCGAGUUGAGCACAUGACCAAGCAACUGCUCAGUUGCAGUUCCCAAACGUACUGGGUUCCAGAGUAUGUCAAGGAAAAACGAUUUGGAAACUGGCUGCGGGAUGCUCGCGAUUGGGCUAUCAGCCGGAACCGAUACUGGGGUACCCCCAUUCCGCUGUGGAUUUCUCCCGAUGGUCAAGAAAUUGUUUGCAUUGGAAGCAUCGAAGAGCUGGAAAAGUACUCUGGAGUUCGGGUGAGCGAUCUGCAUCGCGAAAGCAUCGAUCACAUUGAAAUCCCAUCAGCCGUGCCGGGAAAUCCUCCGCUGCGACGAGUUUCGGAAGUUUUCGAUUGCUGGUUCGAGUCCGGUUCUAUGCCGUUCGCUCAGAACCACUAUCCCUUCGAAAAUGCUUCGGAUUUCUUGAGCAAUAGUUUCCCAGCCGAUUUUAUUGCCGAGGGUAUCGAUCAGACCCGUGGUUGGUUCUACACACUGCUGGUCAUUUCGACGGCUCUGUUCAACAAGCCGCCUUUUAAGAAUUUGAACUGUACUGGAUUGGUGCUGGCCAGCGAUGGACAGAAGAUGAGCAAGCGCAAGAAGAACUAUCCGGAUCCGAUGGAGGUUGUGCACAAGUACGGUGCGGAUGCGUUGCGGUUGUAUUUGAUCAAUUCGCCGGUUGUGAGGGCGGAGAAUUUAAGAUUCAAAGAGGAAGGCGUUAAGGACAUCGUCAAGGACGUUUUCCUUCCAUGGUAUAACGCGUUCCGAUUCCUGCUGCAGAAUAUCGACCGGUUCGAGAAGGAGGAAAAGAUCGUCUACCGGUACGACGCGGAGCGCCAUGCCAAGAACCGAUCCACCAACGUGAUGGACGUUUGGAUCACAUCUUUCAAGGAAUCCCUGUUGGAUUUCGUUGCCAAGGAGAUGAAGGCCUAUCAUUUGUAUACGGUCGUUCCACGGUUGACCAAGUUCAUCGAUCAGCUGACCAAUUGGUACGUGAGGAUGAAUCGCAAGCGUAUCAAGGGAGAGUUCGGCGUUGAGGACUGCUACCACGCGUUGGAUACUUUGUAUGAUGUUUUGUUUGCCAUGGUGAAAAUGAUGGCGCCAUUCACGCCGUACUUGACCGAAUACAUGUUCCAGCGAUUGCGACUACUGAACACGGAAAAGAUUGAGGGAAGUGUGCACUUCCAGAUGAUGCCCGGAUCGAACAAGAAGUACAUUAAUGAGCCGAUCGAGCGCGCCGUUUCGAGGAUGCAGGCCGUCGUCGAAUUGGGUCGCGUGAUGCGCGACCGGCGAACCGUUCCGAUCAAGUAUCCCUUGACCGAGGUCAUCGUUAUCCACCAGAGCCAGGAGUAUCUGGGGGAUAUCAAAUCGUUGGAAAACUUUAUUUUGGAUGAGCUGAAUGUGCGGAAGAUUACUUUGAGUUCGGAUAAACAAAAGUAUGGCGUUAAACUGCGGGCGGAACCGGAUCACAAGGUCCUCGGAGUUCGGUUGAAGAACGAUUUCAAGCAGGUCAUCCAAGCGGUCAAGGCUUUGACCGAUGAGCAAAUCAGCGAACAAGUAAAGGCUGGACAUUUCACAGUACUAGGACACCGCAUCGAGUUGAACGAACUCCGAUUGAUCUAUCAGUUCGAUGAGAAGCAGUCGGGCGGACACAACUACGAAGCUCACAGCGACAAUGACGUUCUGGUCCUGCUGGAUAUGACCCCCAACGAGGAGCUCAUGAAGGAAGGUGUUGCCCGCGAAAUCAUCAAUCGCAUCCAGAAGCUUAAGAAGAAGGCCAAGUUGAUCCCGACCGAUCCGGUUCUUAUCUACUACACUGUCAGCAAGGAUGGCGAAAUCAAGAGCGUAGCGGAAAGUCACCAGGAGUUCAUUGUGAGCACGGUCAAGUCUCCGUUCCUCCCGUACGGACCGGAAGCCGCCUCGAAGGAAGUCCUUAUCGAAGAAUCCCAAGAGCUCAAAGGAGUCCAGCUAAACCUUGUCAUUUGUUCCCCGAAAGACCGACCAAUCCCUGCCAGCCCCUGGGUAAAUCUGGUCCUCGACGAAAAGAUCGCCCCUCGCUAUCAAGCAAAGCCAUCUCGAGAGGCCACCGUACUACUGACCAACGUCAAAGGCGAUCUGCUCAGCCUAAAUCAGUUGAACCAAGAAAUUCACUCCCUGUUCGGGUUGAACGAUCAAGCCUACAAGCUGCUCACCGCCGAUGGCAAGCAGCUCAACGGCCUUGAUCUCAACCUCAACCAGCAAACCAUUUUCAUAACCCAUGGAACCAGUUUACCGAACGGAUGGAAGCCGGCGAAAACGCCCAGCUGUGCCUUCCGAAACGUGGAAUACAAGGGCCGCAAAACGACCGUGCUCGAGGAGAACCCCGUCGGAGUGAAGCUGGAUGUGGAUCAGGUCAUGAAAAGGUUUUUCCCCGAUGCCUAGCAACUGAAGGUGAACUGAAGAUCCGCGUUAUUCGACUUUUUGUGCUGUAUUUGAACUGGAUUUGCACUGUCAGUGCAUAGUUAGCUAGCUGUGAAACGAUCGUGAAUUUGGGUUCAACGAAGAUGGACCGUUAAAAAGUUUUUGCUAUUACACAUCAAAGUACGUUAAUAUAAGUCCCUAAUCCCAAGUGAUGCAUUAAAAA
Molecule: messenger RNA, 3843 nt
Organism: Aedes albopictus (Asian tiger mosquito)
Lineage: Eukaryota; Metazoa; Arthropoda; Insecta; Diptera; Culicidae
Gene: IleRS
Product: isoleucine--tRNA ligase, cytoplasmic
Biological process (GO): mismatch repair; isoleucyl-tRNA aminoacylation
Molecular function (GO): aminoacyl-tRNA deacylase activity; ATP binding; isoleucine-tRNA ligase activity
Source: RefSeq, a predicted model, not a curated record